Uranotaenia lowii is the source of this 846-nucleotide messenger RNA. RefSeq lists its product as uncharacterized. NCBI's taxonomy places the organism in Eukaryota, Metazoa, Arthropoda, Insecta, Diptera, Culicidae. The record is from RefSeq and is a predicted model, not a curated record. The transcript has 3 exons. Bases 18 to 371 code for a protein of 117 amino acids.
AAGAAUGACACUUAUGGAUGGAAAAGAUUAAGCGUGUAUGCGAAGAACUGUCAACGAGGAUUCCCGCGUGGCGGUACAACGAGGGAAAACCUAACCGCAGAGUGACCGCAUUGAAAGCGCGGAGUGUGCUGUUCGGACUUCUCCGGAGAAACGAAUUCCGUCUGAUCCGAAUCGAUCAAAGGGAGAUCGGGAAUUCAGUUCAGGAGGAAGGAAAGUCGACUCAGGCACAGAGUCGAACUCCAAGCAACGUGGCACCACGGAAUACCCCUGUCGGAAGGCCAGCAAAGGAACGGCCGGAAGGAAGAAAAGCCACAGGCAACUUCAGUCGGAAGACCACCAGAACGGGCGGAAGGAAGCAAAAGUUAGAAUAAGGGUCGCUUUGCGUAAGUUCCCGGCAGUUAUUCAAGGGGCGAGGAGGACUAAUCCUUUGAAUUCCCUACAGGGCCCUUUUUUCUUCCGCUAUCUGUGCUGGCACCAUCAGCACCACAGGCCUUUUAUCGACAAGUGCGACGACCGACAGUACCAGCUACGGCCAGCGAGACGCGACGGAGUCGCGUGAGCCAUACGGUGUCGGGAGGGCGCUAGCAGCGCAACAGGUGCUCCGAAAAGGAGUGUGGCAACCGGCAGUAUCGGCGAGAGACGCGACAGGGUCGCGAGAGGCAAAAUAUCGCCCAGCAGAGGCUCCAUCGGCACGGCAGGUGCUCUAAAAACAGGCGUGGUGAUCGGCACCCCCGGCUACGCUCAACGAGAGACGCGACAGGGUCGCGGGAGGCUAAAUAUCGUCCGGCAGAGGCGCCAUCGGCACGGCAGGUGCUCUAAGAACGAGCGUGGUGACCGGCAGCACCG